CCACAUAUUCACAAUAUCAACACACCCACAACUACUUCAUCAUGUCUGAUCAAUCUCACCUCAACGGGGCUUACUACGGCCCCUCCAUCCCCCCUCCCGCCAAAAAAUCCCGAUCCUACCACCGCCCUGGUGGCGGUGGAGGAAGCUGCAACCCUUUCUCUUGGUGCUUCAGCUGCAUCUGCGGUUGCAUCUUCAACCUCAUCUUCCAGAUCCUCAUCACCAUCCUAGUCAUCCUCGGCAUCAUCGUACUUGUGUUCUGGCUCAUCUUCCGCCCCAACGCGCCCAAGUUCCACGUCAACGACGCCACUCUCACCCAAUUCACGUUGUCCCCAGACAACAACACUUUGUACUACAAUCUGGCUGUCAACAUGACGUUCCGUAACCCAAACAAGCGGAUUGGGAUAUACUACGAUAGAAUUGAGGCUAACGCAGAGUACCGGGAUAAGAGGUUUGAUACGGAGAAUUUGGAAAGGUUUUAUUUGGGACAUAAGGACGAGAAGGAUGUGAGCGCGGUGUUCCGAGGAGAACAAGUGCUCCCUUUCAACAACGAUGACAAAUCGGAGUAUAAUUCUGAGCGGACCGAGGGGGUUCACGAUAUCGAUUUGAGGUUGAAGCUUAGGGUCCGGUUGAAGGUUUGGUGGGCGAAACCAAAGUUCAAACCGCAGUUUGAGUGCGACUUGAAGGUCCCGUUGACUUCUGGAGGUCCGGGUUCGAACCGUAGGUUUGAAAGGACCAAGUGUGAUUUUGAUUGGUAGAGAUCAUCAUCAGCUUCAUCUUCAUUGAUUCACUGAUUUUUAUUCUAUUUGUGUAUUUUUUUUUAUUAUAUUUUUUUGGAGUUUUAUUGAUGGGGUAGAUUCUUGUAUACUGCGGAGUAUAUUUCUAGGUUAUUAUUAUUUCUAUUUUAUGUGUACGUAUACGAUAUUUAUUGUUUAUAAAUAAAGGAUAGGUUUAUUUAUUAA
Messenger RNA from Helianthus annuus (common sunflower), 959 nucleotides. RefSeq names its product NDR1/HIN1-like protein 3. NCBI's taxonomy places the organism in Eukaryota, Viridiplantae, Streptophyta, Magnoliopsida, Asterales, Asteraceae. Bases 42 to 755 code for a protein of 237 amino acids. Gene Ontology annotation, biological process: defense response to other organism. The record is from RefSeq and is a predicted model, not a curated record. The transcript has a single exon.